Molecule: messenger RNA, 2108 nt
Organism: Malus domestica (apple)
Lineage: Eukaryota; Viridiplantae; Streptophyta; Magnoliopsida; Rosales; Rosaceae
Product: laccase-4-like
Biological process (GO): lignin catabolic process
Cellular component (GO): apoplast
Molecular function (GO): copper ion binding; hydroquinone:oxygen oxidoreductase activity
Source: RefSeq, a predicted model, not a curated record
GCAACACCAAUAGCAACAAAAACCAUUAAGAAACGAAGUUUAUCGUACUAGUACACUAGCUAGUGCACAGAUAAUCAGAAAGAGUAUUGAGAAAUGGUGUGGUCGAUUCGAUUUCUUGUGCUUUUUCUGGCAUGCGUUCUUCCUGCUUUGGUUGAGAGCAGAGUCCGCCACUACAAGUUUAAUGUGGUGCUGAGAAAUAAAACUAAACUAUGCUCAAGUAAGCCAAUAGUUACCGUUAACGGCAAGUUCCCGGGGCCAACUCUCUAUGCCAGGGAAGACGAUACUGUGCUUGUCAAAGUCACCAACCAUGUCAAGUAUAACGUUUCCAUUCACUGGCAUGGUAUCCGGCAACUACGAACCGGUUGGGCAGAUGGUCCGGCAUACAUCACACAGUGUCCAAUUCCCACAGGCCAAAGCUAUGUGUACAACUUCACCAUCACAGGGCAAAGAGGCACACUUCUUUGGCAUGCACAUAUUCUCUGGCUAAGGGCAACUGUCCACGGUGCCCUUGUAAUUUUGCCCAAGCGUGGGGUGCCUUAUCCAUUCCCAGCACCCCACAAGGAAGUAAAUGUGGUAUUAGGUGAAUGGUGGAAAUCAGAUACUGAAACUGUGAUCAAUCAGGCUCUCAAAUCUGGUAUAGCACCUAAUGUAUCAGAUGCUCACACUAUUAACGGUCAUCCAGGUGUCGUUCCAAAUUGUUCUUCACAAGGUGGCUUUACAUUGCCUGUGGAAAGCGGCAAGACUUACCUUCUACGAAUCAUCAAUGCUGCGCUCAAUGAGGAGCUCUUCUUCAAAAUUGCAGGACACAACUUGACCAUAGUGGAAGUAGAUGCCACAUAUGUGAAACCCUUCAAGACGGACACCAUUGUGAUUGCCCCGGGACAAACCACCAAUGCCCUAGUCACGGCCAAUCAAAACUCCGGCAAGUACAUGGUGGCAGCCUCGCCAUUUAUGGACUCUCCAAUCGCUGUUGACAACCUCACGGCCACCGCCACUCUUCACUAUACUGGCACACUUGCUAGCACACCUACAACGCUCACUAGCCCACCUCCCCAAAACGCAACCCAAGUUGCUAACAGCUUCAUAAACUCUCUAAAAGCCCUAAAUUCCAACAAUUUUCCAGCCAAAGUCCCAUUAAAAAUCGAUCACAAUCUUUUGUUCACAGUUGGACUUGGGAUUAAUCCAUGCCCCAGUUGCAAAGCUGGUAAUGGAAGCAGAGUAGUGGGUAGUGUUAACAAUGUCUCAUUUGUUAUGCCAACCACAGCUCUGCUUCAAGCACAUGUUUUCAACAAAAGUGGGGUUUUUACCACGGAUUUCCCCGGCAACCCGCCGACAGCUUUCAACUAUUCUGGAGGUCCACCGGCUAAUGCAAGCUUGGCAACUACAAAUGGCACAAAGCUUUAUAGGCUAGCUUAUAACUCAACAGUUCAACUUGUGUUGCAAGACACUGGGACUAUAGCCCCUGAGAACCACCCUAUCCAUUUGCAUGGAUUCAAUUUCUUUUGUGUGGGUAGGGGCGUUGGGAACUAUAACCCCAAGACGGAUCCUAAGAAGUUCAAUCUUGUUGAUCCUGUUGAAAGGAACACAGCUAAUAUUCCGUCCGGCGGAUGGACAGCUAUUCGAUUUGUCGCUGAUAAUCCAGGAGUUUGGUUCAUGCAUUGCCAUUUGGAAGUGCACACAACAUGGGGGCUUAAGAUGGCAUUCUUGGUGGACAAUGGCAAAGGACCUAAUCAAUCUCUUCUUCCACCUCCAAAGGAUCUCCCAAAAUGUUAACCUAGCCAAAAGGAGCCUCUGUUAUUGCAAGUAGAGAAACCUAACGAAAAUUGAGCUGUGCAGACUCAAAGGCACACACACAUGGUCAAGAAGAAGAUGAAGAAGAAAGAGAGGAUGAAUAAACAAACAAAUUUAUCUAUAUGUAGAUUCAAGCUUUGUUGCUUGAGUGAAUGAAACAAUUUGCUCAAGCAAGUUGAAUUAAUUUUUGGAUUGCUGAAGUUGAUAAUAUACACAUUUUUUUUCUCAAUAAUUAAUAUAUGUAUUGGUCUUGGAUGUGCAAGUCUUUGUUUAUGUAUUAUAAAGUUGUGAAAUGGGAUUUUCAAAUUUCCUUUUUA